CUCAGAAUUCACUUCUCAGUACCGAGGCAUAGUAACAAGUCACCAGCCCUGGUUUCUAUGAGCUGUGCUUCUCACACAACCUGAGACACACAUACAAAGCCAACAUGGAAAACAAGCGACAGCCAGAUCUCCAGGACACUCAGCCACUCCAGGAAACAGAUGAAGAAUUAACAGCCGAAGCUGAAUUUACUGAAAUUUUAUCUGAGGAAGAGAAGGAAGAACUAAAGAAUGAAUUGGCAAAGCUGGAAGAUGAAAUUGUAACUCUACGUCAAGUGUUAGCUGCCAAAGAGAAGCACCUGGCAGAGAUCAAACAGAAAUUGGGAGCAAGCAUGGUGAAUGAGCUGAAGCAGAACUUCAGUCGAGGCUGGCAUGAUGUGCAGACCCAUUCUGCGUACAAGAAAACACAUGAAACCCUAAGCCAAGCUGGGAUUAAAGCAAGUGCUGCCAUAACUAAUGUUGGAAGUGCAAUUGGCAAAAAAUUGGGAGAUAUGAGAUCGCAUUCUAUUAGCUAUUCUAUCCGUCAUUCUAUAAGCAUGCCAGCAAUGAGAAAUUCUCCUACAUUCAAGUCUUUUGAGGAACGUGUUGAGAAUACAGUAACUUCACUGAAGGCUAAAGUAGGAGCAACAAACCAAACCCAGGGAAGCUUUGAAGAAGUUCUGAGCUCUACUGCUCAUGCUAGCGCCCAGAGUUCAUUGGCUGGCAGCCUUCUGCCUGAAGCUGAGGAAGAACUACAGUGAUGACAUCUACAAAUAAUACAUAUAGCUGCUCAGUCAACACCUUGCAAAGUACUGUCAUAAAACCAGAAAUGUGUGUUUUUGUUUCCCUCCAAUAAAAGGUAAUGGAGUAUAUUU
Nanorana parkeri is the source of this 851-nucleotide messenger RNA. It is a transcript of the gene TPD52L1, whose product is annotated as tumor protein D52-like 1. The coding region runs from base 105 to 737 and encodes 210 amino acids. The record is from RefSeq and is a predicted model, not a curated record. The transcript has 8 exons. Gene Ontology annotation, cellular component: cytoplasm. Gene Ontology annotation, biological process: positive regulation of MAP kinase activity; positive regulation of apoptotic signaling pathway. Lineage: Eukaryota; Metazoa; Chordata; Amphibia; Anura; Dicroglossidae.